This is a messenger RNA of Linum trigynum, 2839 nucleotides long. The record is from the annotation of a GenBank genome assembly. NCBI's taxonomy places the organism in Eukaryota, Viridiplantae, Streptophyta, Magnoliopsida, Malpighiales, Linaceae.
GUAAACAAGCAGGCGGCGGGAAGUGGGAAAGGAAGGGAGAGAUGAUGGACAAGUUUCUGCCACGUUGCCACUAAUAAAACCAGACAAUAAACAACAAACUGCCGAUUCCUCUCCCCUGCUGCACUAUAUCUGUUCGUCGUUGCAAUCCGCAGCCCAGACGACUUGCCAUUUGCGUCUUCUUUCUCCAGCCAUUGACGAGGCUUCCAACCCAGCAGGUACCCGCAUUUCCUGCGUAUUCUGUAUUCUUCCAUCACUGCUAAUUCUGCUGCCGUGUUUGUUAUUGAUCCUUGGUGUUAAAUUUUUUUCUUUCUUGGGGGUUUUGAUGGAGUAGUCAACAACAACAGUAUGGCGCAGGAUGAAACAGGCUGUGACAAGAAGAUGGGAUCCUCCGGCGACCGUGUUUCUGAUACCAUCAUUCCCCACCUUCUUAAUCUGUAUGCAUCGCGUGCCACUGCUGCGGACUUCGAAAUCUAUGCCGCAAAUGCUUCCUUUGAAGAUCCCCUCAUGUCUGCUCAAGGGGUGAAGCAGAUCAAAUCAGCAUUCUACUCUCUUCCUAAGGUGUUCAAAGAGUCUGAGAUCGUGGAAUACAGUGUGCACGAGAAUCAGUUGGCACCUGGAAACCGAGAGAUAUUGAUUGACAACAAACAACGUUAUACACUCCUGGGGAAAAGUAUAGAGAUGACCUCGCUUAUCAGGCUCCACGUCGAGAAUGGCAAAAUCGUUCGACACGAGGACUGGUGGGACAAGAAGCCGAUUGAGAGCAGAGAAACAGCCAAGUUACGGGUGGUUGGACGGCUCAAGGAAAUUGUUCGAAGAGGUUCCAUGCUUGUUACUCAUGCCGCAAUGGGCUUCGGGAAGGAUCCAUCAACACAUUCCCAAGGCCCAAACCCUAGCCAGACCACCAAAUAGAAGCUAGAGUACCGGGCUUGGGCCCGUUCUUUGGGCAAAUGAGCAUAUAUAUGUGUAAUGUGUGUGUUCUCUAAUUUGUGGGUUAGAAAUAAAUAUUUUGUUAUUUUGGUAUGAAAUAUGAAUUAAGAUGAUUGUUAUGUGUGAGAAGUGCUUAUAUUUUCUUUUCUUCCCCUUAUCACAGGCUUUUUUAACAUUAAACUUCAAACAGUUGUUUAUCUAAAUCAGUUGUGUGGUAACCAAAUUGGAGUAUCUAUAAAUAUCAUCAAUUCAUCAAACUUGGUCAACAUUAUGGUGAAUAACGAGACAAGCCAUCAUGGCAAUUCGAUAAUUUUUGUGUUAAACGUAUAAAUAAUAUAUUUUUAUUUAUUAAAUGUUUUGUAUUAUAUUAGGAUAUUUUGAUAUAUUUAGUAACUAUACGUGUUUUAGUUGGAUUAGGAGAAAUGUUAGUUAUUGUCUAAUUUUUAGUUAAAAUUUUUGUAAGGAAAGAAAAAAGAAUUCCAAGAUGAUAAGAAGGAGAGAGUCUAAAGCCCACUGUGAGACAAUGAUUAAUAAUAUGAGAAGAUUGGAACUCAAUUAUAUUUUUUGCUUCAUUUUAUCUGUAUUAAAGAUUUCGUCUUUUAUCACAAGCAAACUUAUGGCACUAUGCUGACUGCUCCCAUGUUAGUGCAUGUCACGACACUUUAGGAAAUGUAACUUCCAUGUCAUUUCACACCAUAUUAACCGAAUAUUUAUAUAAAAAAAAUUAAUUCCAUAAUACUUGUGUGUUCGAGCAAGUGAGAUAUUGUUCUAUUUUGUCCCUAAUUUUUAAGAUUUUCUUCCAAAUAUGAGCUUCUUAUAGAGAGUUCUCCGAAAGAGUGAUCCUUAACAUGGUAACAAUGCUAAGAUUUUUGUAGUUUUGAGAAAAAAUUUAUUUCACUGGGACAAGAAGACAAUUGAGAACAGAGAAACGACAAAGUUAGGGGGUGGUUGGGAGGCUCAAGAAGAUUGUUUGAAUGAUUGCUAGGCUUUGGGAAGGACCUAUCAACCCGAUCCCAAGGCCCAAACCCUAGCCAGGCCAUUAAAUAGAAAUCGGAGUAUUAGACUUGGGCUCGCUCUUUGUGAUCUAAAAUUUGUUAUUGAGAAAGAAAUAUUCGUAGGUCGGCAAUCGUAUCUGGUUUUUGGGGAAAGAGAUCCAGUUGGACGGCAUGAAGUUUAUAGCUGUCGGUAAAAUAUCGAUGACUGUCCUUGGAGGCGCGAGCAAGGAAAAAAUGAUUGUUUGUUGGAUAUCCUGACCUUCGGUAGUUGGGGAAAGGGCAAGAUACUUGCAUCGUGUGGCACUGUUUCAUCCUUCGCGAAGAUGGAGGUGAUGAUCAUACCGGCCCCUGCGCUUAAGAGGAGCAAUUUGAAAGAAGAGAUAAAGGAAUUAAGGGGGUUUAGGGUUGUCGAGACGACCUAUUGAUUUGACAAUAUGGAGAAUGAUGGUUUCAAUAUCAAUUUAUCAUCAUAUCUGUUGUUUGUUCGUUCGUUGGUUGAUUUGUUGAGCAACUAACACUCUUUGUAUCCGUAACAGCAGUUGUACUGAUGAAAAUGGACGAAAUGUGGUUGGGGUUCCUUGUUCCAGUAAUUGUGAAUUCGUAUUAGCAAUAAAAUAAAAUGUAAAGUUUGUUUCGUCCAUUGCAAUAUAGUUUUUAUGAUGUUUGUGUUGGAGAAGAAAUACUUGCUGCACAAGGGCGAGGCUGUCAGCUGAGCAUGAACCCGGGUCGAUCAGUGAAGGGAAGCUUUUAAAUAAGCAGUUAGUUGUUAGUUGCUGUUGUGCCGUAUUGGUAAAGUUUCAGUGUGGUACCUUAGAUUAGUUCUGUGUUAGUCAAAGUACUUGAGCAGAGUUAGGCUAGUUAGUUGCUGCAGAGACGUGCUGCAGAGUUGUUAGCUGAAAUAUAGGAAUAGGACAAUU